AUGAGGAAUUUCCUGAAUGCGCCUUCAAACGCGCUUCUCACGGCGCUUCUCGCUCUUCCUCAAUCCGUAUCUGCCUUCUACCUGCCAGGUGUUGCACCAACCUCCUAUAAACAGGGCGACAAUGUUCCCUUAUAUGUCAACAGCGUGAAGCCCGUCGCCGCUUCUCAAGACGCUCUUCUACAUUCCGUCAUGUCCUACGACUACUAUCAUGACCGAUUCCACUUCUGCAAACCUCCCGAACCCGACGGUCCCAAAUAUGUCUCGGAGAGCUUGGGAAGUAUCCUGUUCGGCGACCGAAUCAUGACUUCUCCCUUCGAACUACACAUGGCAAAGAACGAGACCUGCAAUACCCUCUGUGAUGUAUCAUACGAGAAGACGUCAGCGCAUUUCGUCAACAAGCGCAUCGUUCAGGGAUAUGCUUUGAACUGGUUGGUAGAUGGGCUUCCCGCCGGACAGCAGAUCAUCGACGAGAUCACUCAAACAACCUUUUACAGUCCCGGUUUCCAACUGGGUAGUGUCGAAACGACUGCCCAAGGCGCCAAGCCAGCUUUCAACAACCACUAUGAUAUCGUCAUUCAGUACCACGAAGUCGGGAACAACCCCAACCAGCUUAGGGUCGUUGGUGUUAUUGUUCAGCCUUGGUCGAGAAAGUACGCCGAUGGAAAUGCAAAGGCCCAGUGCUCCGAGGAUCCAGGCAAGCUUGGCCCCCUGGUUCUGUCCGAGACCGACAACACCGCGGUGCAGUUCACCUACAGUGUCUACUGGACCAAAUCACCUACAGCCUGGGCUACACGAUGGGACAAGUACCUACACGUCUUCGACCCCAAGAUCCAUUGGUUUUCUCUUGUCAAUUCAGCUGUCGUUGUUGUUUUCUUGGUCGUAACUGUAACUUCAGUGCUUUUCAGAGCUCUGAAGAAGGACAUCCAGCGAUACAACCGUCUCGAUUCGAUCAACCUCGACGACCUAUCUGGCACUUCUGCCCUCGAAGACGGAGUCCAAGAAGAUUCGGGCUGGAAGCUUGUACACGGCGACGUGUUCCGAACACCUUCGCAUCCUUUGCUGCUUUCCGUCUUCCUCGGCAAUGGAGUUCAGCUGUUCGUCAUGGCCGGCUUCACCAUUUGUUUCGCACUUUUAGGCUUCCUGUCGCCAUCCAAUCGAGGCUCCCUUGGUACAAUCGCAGUGCUGCUUUACACCCUCCUGAGUUUUGUCGGUGGCUACAUCUCAGCGCGGAGCUACAAAUCUAUGAAUGGUGACAAGUGGAAGCUCAACAUUGGCUUGACACCUCUCUUAGUCCCAGGUCUGGUCUUUGGCACUUUCUUUUUCCUUAACUUGUUCCUGUGGGCCAACCAAUCUGCUGGUGCGGUCCCGUUCUCAACUAUGUUGGUCAUUAUUGGUAUCUGGUUCGUCAUCUCGAUUCCUCUGUCCUUUGCAGGUUCUUGGUUCGGCUUCCGCGCUGCGGUCGUCGAACCUCCCGUCCGUACAAACCAGAUCCCUCGCCAGAUUCCUCCAACAACGACAUACCUUAAGCCGAUUCCCAGCAUGCUGCUUGUCGGUAUUCUGCCGUUCGGUGCCAUCUUCGUCGAGCUGUACUUCAUCAUGAGUUCCAUCUGGUUCAGCAAGAUCUACUACAUGUUUGGCUUCCUCUUCCUCUGCUACGGCUUGAUGAUCAUCACAUGCGCUGCUGUUACUGUGCUCAUGGUCUACUUUUUGCUUUGCGCCGAGAAUUACCAUUGGCAAUGGCGCUCGUUUCUCGCCGCUGGUACUAGUGCUGUGUACAUCUUUAUGAACGCCUUGAUCUACCUUCUGAGCAAACUAUCUCUGGGCGGUUUCGCAGGAAUUGUGCUGUACAUCGGAUACAGUGCACUGUUAUCAUUCUUGUUCUUCAUCUUGACUGGUUCUAUUGGUUUCUUUGCCAGUUGGUGGUUCGUCCAGAAAAUCUAUGGUUCCAUCAAGAUUGAUUAA
Truncatella angustata is the source of this 1962-nucleotide messenger RNA. RefSeq lists its product as uncharacterized. The transcript has 2 exons. Gene Ontology annotation, biological process: protein localization to membrane; vacuolar transport. The record is from RefSeq and is a predicted model, not a curated record. Gene Ontology annotation, cellular component: fungal-type vacuole membrane; endosome. Lineage: Eukaryota; Fungi; Ascomycota; Sordariomycetes; Amphisphaeriales; Sporocadaceae. The coding region runs from base 1 to 1962 and encodes 653 amino acids.